Nymphaea colorata (pocket water lily) is the source of this 1261-nucleotide messenger RNA. RefSeq names its product histone deacetylase 15. The transcript has 8 exons. Gene Ontology annotation, molecular function: histone deacetylase activity. The coding region runs from base 1 to 786 and encodes 261 amino acids. Lineage: Eukaryota; Viridiplantae; Streptophyta; Magnoliopsida; Nymphaeales; Nymphaeaceae. The record is from RefSeq and is a predicted model, not a curated record. Gene Ontology annotation, biological process: chromatin organization. Gene Ontology annotation, cellular component: histone deacetylase complex.
AUGCAGAUUCAUUCUAUGGAGCAUGUUAAUGCUGUUAAAGCAACUAGCUAUAUGCUAUCCAGUUACUUCACAUCUGAUACAUAUGCCAAUGGACAUUCAGCUCGAGCUGCAAGACUUGCAGCAGGAUUAUGUGCAGAUCUUGCCUCAGCUAUUAUGCAAGGACAUGCUAGAAAUGGUUUUGCACUUGUCAGACCUCCUGGUCAUCAUGCAGGUUUGAAACAACCAAUGGGCUUUUGCUUGCACAACAAUGCAGCAGUGGCUGCCUUGGCUGCUCAAGCUGCUGGUGCAGAUAGAGUGUUAAUUGUUGAUUGGGAUGUGCAUCAUGGUAAUGGUACCCAAGAAAUUUUUGAAGGAAACCGCACGAUAGGAGGUCUUGGUGCAGAAGGUUACUCCGUCAAUAUUCCCUGGAAAUGUGGAGGAAUUGGGGAUAAUGACUAUCUAUUUGCAUUUGAGCAAGUUGUUCUUCCCAUAGCUUUGCAAUUCGCCCCUGAUUUUACCAUUAUAUCUGCUGGAUUUGAUGCUGCGCAGGGUGAUCCUCUUGGUGGUUGUAGUGUAUUCGAAGACGAACAGGAUGCUACCAGAUACUGUGACCUACUUCAAGGUGGUGGUGAAGGUUGCGAGGGUGUUGCAGAACUUGAAGCUUCAUCUGUGUUUGACCUUUGCAGGAAGAUGAGGGCCCUCGCCGUCCUGUUUCGCCGGGGAAGGACACCUCCCCUGCCUGACAAUCUAAAACUCAACUUGAAGGCUAGAAAAAGGUCGUUGGAAGAUAAUGAAGAAUUGAAUUGAAGCUUCAUUGUUUGGUACUGUAAUUGUUUUCCUGUUCGAAGUUGUGUUCGUCUAUUUUCUUUUUUUAUAUUGUAGAGGUAGGGGUUCUAAGAGAUCAGUCCAGCCAUCAGUGACAAUAAAAUGGGAAAACAUAUUAUAAAGAGGGGAGAAGACAAGGCCUCUUCCCUCUAAGGAGGUAAUUGCAGAAAGAUACAAGAGAAAAAUAAGCAGGAAUAUAUAAAAAAAUGACGGAGAACCACAAACUUCCUUGGCAGGUAGUGAAGAAGAGCGGUUGAUGAUUCUUGUAUUAGAUACCAAGCAGCGCAGAGGGAAAGACCGUAGCCGUGGAGGUGGAAAGCAGAGAACUGCUGCGGCAGCAGAUCUUGUGUAAAUUCCUUAUAAGGAUUUGUGUUCUUACGUAAAGCUUGGCGGAUCAAGCUGGCAGUUGUUUGGUUUUGAUUUUUAACAUCUUGAAUCUAUCCAAGAGUUACGGGAA